CCACAAUCGAGCAUGAUGUGUUUGCCCCCGAUAGAGACAAGGAUGCAACUACGACCAACAUCCUGACCAGCUCCUAGGAAAGAAAAGACAAGCUUGUCUCAAACAUCAGUCAGCACAGAUCCGAAUCCCGAGGACAUGGCAAAUACUGUAGAAGAGAAGAAGUUCAGUCUAAAGGAAGUACUGGACACUUUUAGUUUAUGCCUCUCAGAAAAUAAGGAGGUAUACAUCGAACACUAUGUGGAAGGAUGGCGAGGUCUCGUGAGGUUCAUGAAUAGUCUGGGAAGUGUCUUUUCCUUCAUCUCCAAGGAUGCUGUCAACAAAAUUGAAAUUCUUGCAAACCUCCUCAAUGGUGAGAAUGGGACACACUACAUCACCAUCCAGUCCAUGGUGAAAUAUGAGCUAGAUAGUGGACUGGUUGACCUCACUCAACGUGACAAACACCCAGAAUCUGGCUGCCGAACCCUCCUAAGGCUGCACCGUGCUCUCCGCUGGCUGGAACUCUUUUUGGAACGUCUGAGGACCAGUAGUGAGGACAGUAAGACCUCAGUGAUGUGUUCAGAAGCCUACAAUGAGUCCCUGGCUCAACAUCAUGGCUGGAUCAUUCGCAAGGCUUCUGGCAUGGCAUUCUGUUACCUUCCUGGACGGCCUACAUUCUUUGAAGUGAUGAAUGUUGGUACACCAGAAGAAGUGGUUGCCAUGUUGGGGGAAGCCCUGCCCAUCAUUUCUGAUGUGUACAACAUUACAGAGAACGUGUAUACCCAGCAUGAGCUUUUGCAAUUGCCAUAGAGAGAAUCUAUGAGAUUCAUUGGGUACAGUUUGUGGGGACAGUUUCUGUCUGCAGUAGACACACUCUUUGUUAUCAGUCUGUCUGUAUUUCCAUCUUGUCUUGGUGAACAUGGGCAUUAACAUGGUCAUCCAUUAAUUAUGAUGAAGCUGGGCUUUUUAAUAUAAAGUAAUAUUGUCUGACUGCAUGUACAUAUUGAAUAUAAAGUCAGUUGAUGCCUACAGACAACAUUUAUUUUAACAGUAGAUUCUUUAAAUUGUAUGUCUGAUAACUGUAUGAUUCAAAAAGGGACAAUAAUGAUGAUUUGAGUAAAUGUUCUGUUGCACAAAA
Molecule: messenger RNA, 1114 nt
Organism: Clupea harengus (Atlantic herring)
Lineage: Eukaryota; Metazoa; Chordata; Actinopteri; Clupeiformes; Clupeidae
Gene: cptp
Product: ceramide-1-phosphate transfer protein
Biological process (GO): ceramide transport; intermembrane lipid transfer
Cellular component (GO): cytoplasm; cytosol; membrane
Molecular function (GO): ceramide 1-phosphate binding; ceramide 1-phosphate transfer activity
Source: RefSeq, a predicted model, not a curated record